Messenger RNA from Clonostachys rhizophaga, 1893 nucleotides. Lineage: Eukaryota; Fungi; Ascomycota; Sordariomycetes; Hypocreales; Bionectriaceae. The record is from the annotation of a GenBank genome assembly.
AUGUCUUCGCAGCCGCUUCCUGCGUUUUCCGUCGACCGCUACGUCGUCAUCCAUGUUGCGACCACCUGUGACGAACACGGCGUCUAUGUGACCAAGGAUUCCGCAGAGGUCAUCGAACUUGGAUGGAUUUUAAUCGAUGCCAACACUCUCGAGGAGCUUGCCCAUGAGAGUGUGCUUGUGAAGCCUGUCAACACCCCUAUCACCCCAUUAUGCACGAGCCUGACAACUCUCACUUGGGAACAUGUCCGAAACGCGGGUACCUUUAGAGAUGCUAUCUCUCGAUUCGACACGUUUGCCAUUGAACACCUGACGUCCAAGAACCUCGAUUUCGUCUUUGUCACCCUCGAUGCCUGGGACCUUCGUGUUCAGCUUCCCCGUGAAGCUCGUGACAAGGCGGUUGUCCUCCCUCCAUACCUGCAGCACUCCCGUACCUUCGAUCUGCGAACCGAGUACCAGCGAUGGCAACAGCACCACCCCGAAUCACUGCCGUUUGGCCCCUCCAUGCUAUCAAAUAUCUGUGCAGCUCUAGAGGUAGAGCCCGUGCAGUCGAGCGCGCCUAUCAAACACAACCUGCCUUUCCAUCUGCAGGCUUUGGCCCCGGCGUCCCCUCGACGUGCCAUGGAAGAGGCCAUCACACUCGCUAGGGUUCUCCGUGGCUUGAUCCGAAAGUCGCAGCCGCGACAGGAGCACCCUGAUGUUCUGUCCAGGCCCAUGGAUGCCCGUGCUGAUGUUCGUGCAUUCUUGUCCGAGAGAAGCAAGGUUCUUCACAUGUCCGGUCUUCCUCAUGAUACCACCCAAUCCGAGUUGGAGAGCUGGUUCACUCAGUUCGGUGGCCGCCCGAUUGCUUUCUGGACUCUCCGCACUCCCGAACAGCACAAGCCUACCGGUACCGGCUUCGCCGUGUUCUCCUCUCAUGAGGAAGCCGCCGAGAGCUUAUGUAUGAAUGGACGUGCCCUCAAUGAGAAAGCGAUUGAAGUUUCUCCAUCGUCAAGUCGGGUCUUGGAUCGUGCCCAGGAUAUUCUCACCCCAUUCCCUCCCAGCAAAAACCGACCUCGCCCGGGUGACUGGACUUGCCCCUCCUGCGGUUUCUCGAAUUUCCAGCGCAGAACGGCUUGCUUCCGAUGCUCUUUCCCUGCCGCCGGGUCUGGACCUCAAGGCGGUGCCGAUAUGGGAGGGCCUGGCUCCUAUAACUAUGGCUAUGGCCCUCCAGCUAUGGUGCCGCCCCCUCAUCACGGUGGUCACCACGGACAUAUGGGCCACGGUGGCCGCAUGGGUGGCAGCGGUGUCGUUCCAUUCCGUGCCGGAGACUGGAAGUGUGGAAAUGAGGUUUGUGGUUAUCACAACUUCGCCAAGAAUGUGUGCUGUCUUCGAUGUGGUGCCAGCCGUGCUGGUGCUGCUGUUGUCGCCGACUCUGGCUAUCCCUCCGGCAUGGACAACUCGUCUCAGUACAGCGUGAGCCAAAGCUCAAUGGCCGGAACUCCCGGACCCGGACCCGGCCCUGGACCUUUUGCUUCUGGCAACUCGUUCGGCUCUGGCGCUGGCGGAUACAACCAGCAUUUCGGCGGUCCACCAAGCCACUUCUUGCCCUCUGGUCUCGCUGGCGGUGCUGGUGCAUACCCCAGCUCCUUGAACACUCAAGGAUUUGGUCCUGCUCCUGGUGCCCAGUCGGCUGGACCUUUUGACAGUCGAGCUGCCGAGGCUGCCUUCCAGUCUGCGACCAAUGGACCUGCCUCCGCAGGACCCUCGAACAACUUUUACAACAGCAGCAACAACGGUGGAGGCGAGAGCGACCCGUUCGCCUUCCUUUCUAGUGGAAUUGGUGGGCUGUCAGUGAGCGGCAGCGACGGUCGCCAGAACGGCAGCUCGGCUCCUCCCAGCAAGUCGCCUGCUUAG